Molecule: messenger RNA, 1616 nt
Organism: Solenopsis invicta (red fire ant)
Lineage: Eukaryota; Metazoa; Arthropoda; Insecta; Hymenoptera; Formicidae
Gene: KFase
Product: kynurenine formamidase
Exons: 8
Coding region: 563-1456 (297 amino acids)
Molecular function (GO): arylformamidase activity
Source: RefSeq, a predicted model, not a curated record
CAUUAUACUGAUUUUAAUGCACAAAUGUGGUUUUUCCAUAUGUACGAGCUAAAUUAUGACCUCGGAUAAUCUGCAAUUCAUAAAUCUUUUCUUUGCAUAAUAAGUUAUUGGAAAAAUACUAUACCAUACUAAUAUCUUGCCAGCGAGAAGUGACCCAUCCAUAUCGAAACGAUAUCAAUUUUAUGAUUUCGACGUCAAUUGGAUGUCGAUUCGAUAAUAAUUCCAUUAUCAUUUCUUCCUGGGUUAAAAGUUACUUAAAAUAAUUUUGAAAUAAAAAUUCGUCUUGAAUAUAUCAGUCUAUAUAUACCAUCGCGAUAAUGAUACGAUAACAUGGAGGAAACUGAUAUGUUUUAAUGUGUUGUGAAUGUAACAGCGCUGUCAAUCGUGUAACGCCGCCUUCUUAAUAUAUAUAAGCUACUAGCACUCGCACACAUUGACAAGUAAAGCCAGGAAAGUGCAGCAGUAUCAAGCAACAGUUUCUAUCGAGCAUUGCAGUGCAUAACAACCUAAUCACUCGUGAACUGCUAUUAUUUCCCGAAGAGUCAAGCGACUGAUCGAGGGGAUGGCUAUGUCGGAACACGAGCGACUGUAUACUCCAAGCGAAUGGAGCAAACGGUAUAAAUCUGAGGAGCUGCUCGAGCGAUUUUUUAAAUUCUGCGAGGAAGUUACGGAAAAGGUUCGGAAAACUGUUGAUUGCGAACUCAAUGUGCCGUACGGUCCAACGGAGCGCGCAAAAUACGACAUAUAUGGUAGCGAUUUACCUAAAGAUGCACCAAUAUUUAUAUUUAUCCAUGGCGGUUAUUGGCAGGAAUUCAGCAAAGAUCUCACUGGCUUCUCAGUACCUUUCUUUGUUGAAAAUAACAUCAAAGUAAUUACAGUAGGAUACGAUUUGUGUCCGAAUGUCAAACUUGGAGAUAUAGUAGCAGAGAUAAAAUCAGCGGUCGCGCAGAUAUUAAAAUAUGCGGCCAAUUCAGGCUCCAAAUACGUGUGUAUCGCUGGACAUAGUGCUGGAGCGCAUUUGGCCGCAUGUCUGUUGCACGAUGACAAUUGGAUCAAUCGUAUGACACAGCAAGGGUAUUUUAAAUUAUUAAAAAAAAUCAUAUUGAUAAGCGGCAUUUAUAAUUUAAAACCUAUAGUUGAUACCAGUUAUGCAAUAGCCCUGAAUCUAACUGACGAAGAAAUUGAAACAUUUAGUAUUUCUACCCUUGAUGAAGCAAAAGACCAUCGUAUCAGUGACUUAAAAGUUGUCGUAGCCGUAGGGGAUUGCGAUUCUCCAGUGUUUGUGGAUGAAACGCGCCAAUACGCCCAGAAAAUCAUUUCCAUUGUGGAUAAUGUGGAAUAUCUUUUGCUUAAAGACAUCGACCACUUUGAUAUAGUGGAAAAACUUCUGGAUCCGAACUACCAUCUUGCUAAAUUGAUAUUGAAGUGUCUUCAACCAGAUGCAAACGUUCGUUAGAUGACUUUACGAAGAGUUAAAGGAAUUUUUUUUACAAGGAACUAUAUAUGCAUUAUAAAAUACAUUUCAAAUUUGAUAGAAAAUUUAUUAAUUAUAUUACUAUAUAUUUUUAUAUGUACGACUUAUAAAUUAAAAAUAUAUAGACAAUCAUAUAAACAUA